Molecule: messenger RNA, 3909 nt
Organism: Cyanistes caeruleus (blue tit)
Lineage: Eukaryota; Metazoa; Chordata; Aves; Passeriformes; Paridae
Gene: RNF169
Product: ring finger protein 169
Biological process (GO): double-strand break repair
Cellular component (GO): site of double-strand break; nucleus
Molecular function (GO): ubiquitin-protein transferase activity; nucleosome binding
Source: RefSeq, a predicted model, not a curated record
CCCUGAGCAGCUGGCUCAAUGACUGGCUACCCCUUUAGGGAAGAAAUUUACCCUGAUACCCAGCCUAAACUUCCCCUGGUACAACCUGACACUGUUACUUCUUGUCCUGUCACUUGUUACCUGGGAUGAGAGACCGACUGAUCUAGCCUCCUGUCAGGAAGUUGUAGGGAAGCAAAAUUGUAACAGUUGCUACUUACCAGGAGUUUCUUGGUAUCUCUGAACUUCUGAAUUAGGCAGGAGGAGACAGGAACUCGGGUUUGGGAAUCUGAACUUGUAUAUGACUGUGUUUCAUCUCAGCUUCCCUGCCUGCGGAAUGGGGAUAACCUGGGCUUUCCUCUUGGAGCAUUUCCAAACCUUUUUACAUCUCCCAGGUGUGAGUUGUUUUAUAUAUCUGAGCUCUUGACCCACUUCCCUGCUUUUUGCAGUUGAAAACAAAGUGAUACCAUAACUAUGUACUGAAGAAAUUUUAUUUGACGUGGAUUAUCUCUUCGCUAAAUUUUCUCAACUGGCUUUCAGAAUGAGAUAAACAUUUGCUGUCUGUGCAGGAUAGCGAGAUUGGGCUUUCCUUUUUUGUACCCUUGGUUCUCUUGCAUUUUAUGUUUCUCCAGAGGAGGCUGUCAUUUCUGUGUACUAAAACCCUAACUCAUCCUGUCCAGCUGUCUUUCUGUCACAAGCAAGUCUGUUGCUUGUAAGCACACACAGUGGGAGGGGAAACUCCUACCUGAGGCAUGUGCUGACAUGCAGCUUCCCCGAGCCAGGGCAGACGGAGCAGGCUCCGGGAGGCAGCAAACCUGGACAGUUUGUGGAGAGAAGAGAAGAUACCAAACCUGAGAGAAGAGAAGCUACAAGAAGAAAAGACAUCUGAGGAUCUGAUUCACAAGUUCAUUCUAGAUGACAUGGACGUAGGGAAAAGAAAAAUGGAGGAACAGCAGAAAAAGGAUGAAUCUGUAGUUCUGAAAGGGAACCAAGACUGUUUUCCUGAACAUCUCUCGGAUUCCGAGAAUGAAGAACCAUUCCAGGGCAAGCAAACACAUCGGUCAGCUUUUGUUUCCAAGACCAGUGCCUACUCCUUUGCUCUCCUUUCAGGGAAUUUAAUCUCCAAGGUGGAGAGGAGUCAGAGCUGCAAUGACACCAUUCAGGAGAGAUCCAAGAGCAGGCAGAGAUCAGCCCCAGCCAUCAAAACAAAGGUGCUGCCCACCACAGGCGCGUCGACGCCGCUGCUCGGGGUGCUGUCGUCCACGCAGAACAACCGCUGCCUGUCCGCCCCGGACCUGACGGCCGAGAAGCGCCUGGUCCUCAACGCCGUGUCCUCCCUGUCAGCCCUGCACAGGCCGGAGCGAUCCAUCAGCCCCGAGAGCAACGACAGCAUCUCGGAGGAGCUCAACCACUUCAAGCCUAUCGUCUGCUCCCCAUGCACUCCCCCAAAGAGGCUUCCCGACGGCAGAGUCCUGAGCCCCCUCAUCAUCAAAUCCACCCCCAGAAACCUGAACCGGAGCCUGCAGAAGCCAACAACCUAUGAGGCCAGUCCUAGAAUACUGAAAAAAUGGGAGCAGAUAUUUCAGGAGCGUCAGAUCAAAAAGACUCUCUCUAAAGCAACCCUUACAUCCUUGGCUUCAGAGCCUGGGGAAGACAUUGUGGUUCCUGAUAUCACCAGCUCCAACAGUUGCACUAAGGAGCAGCCACAAGUGCAGGAUGAUCACAGUCCACCUGACGCAACAGGAGAGCCUCGCCCUGAGCUGGAUUUCUUCCCUUCCGUCAGUGAAAUGAAGCUGGGAAGAGGGAGUGAGAAGAACAGAGGUUCACAGGCCUUAACCACUGAUGACAGUGCUGCUGAACCAGAUGUGAGAUCAAAUGUAACCUCCCUAAACAUAACCUCCCUAAACACACGAGUGGCUGAAGUCCCUGAUCUAAAAGUGAAUACAUUCACGGACAAAUCCUGCCUUAGUCUAGGCCCAAAAAUGCUGAGCAGAAGACUCAUGGGCGUCAGCGCAUCGCUGCCUGACAGCAGCACGCUCGGAGUCCCCAUCAAGCCAUCGGGGAAAAAGCAGCUGAAGUACCUGAACAACAGCGAGUUGAUCAACGUACAGAACAGCACCUGCAAUUCUGUGGGGAACAUCAUCGGGGAACAGCCGCCGCUGCUGCGACGGGGCCGCAAGAGACGCUGCAAAACAAAGCACUUGGAGCACAACGGCUCCGUCAAAAGACUGAGGCACGUGGCAGGGGAGGUGGGCCUGCCUCCGGAGGUUCGGGACGUGGAGCAGAAGCUCCAGCAAGAGGAGGAGGACAGGAGGUUGGCCCUGCACCUGCAGCGGAUUUUCGACAGCGAGAACAGGACAGUGGAUAGGCGGAAAGUCCGUGUGGAUCGGUAUCUGCUGCGGUCCAAGAGCACUCUGGGUGCCAAGUAGCACUGCUGGAUGAUGUUGCCUUUCUAGAGGACAAUGAGAUUUAUCAGAUUAUCUUAUAGGAAAACUAUUUUUUGCCCUAGUUCCACCCACGCAAUUGUUUUUCUGUUUCGGUGGUAAGACAUUUCUAGGUCCAGUUCAGAGAAAAGCCAGCGUCCUUUCAGAUUUAAAAAAACAAAAAGAGAGAGAGAAUGAGAAAAAAAGUCCUCCGGUCCUCUCUGGUCCUUUGGUCUGAAGGAAUUGUCUGUCAUCCCUGUGAAUACACUGCAAGGCCUCCACACACAGCCUGGCACACCUGGGGUCCCCAGCUAGGAGUGUUGUGACCAUGGGGUAUGAGGACCAUCCCUUGCCAAGGGAAAUCUGAGCUCUGCUCAUGGAAAUUGUCUGAGAGUCUUCUCCUUUCUGCCUGCCCCAUUUUCUCCCUCAGGCUGCCUCUGGUUGUGGGGUCAGCCUCUUAUCUGUGCUCUGUAUUUCUUCUGGGGAGUCCUAAACAGAGUCCCCCCUAGCACUUCCGAAUGAAUGUAUCUCACUGUCUGCAGCAGCAGUACAGAUCAUUCAUCACUUUCUUGAAGCAGAAAGCCAAAUGCAGUGAAAAGACAUAAAAUAAGGAUUUUACUGAAAAAAAUGGUAGGAAUUUGUAAUUUCAUGUUCAUGACAGGGGAGAGAGCCCAGCUGGAGCAACACGCUGAGCACUGUGAGCUUUUCUCCCAGUGCAUGUCUUUUCCAAACCAAGAGGGUUUCCUGCUUUUCCCUAUAGUGUUCAAGAAAGGGAGAUGCUGGCCAGGGAGUUUCUGGAAGGACAUUCUCCCAGCUGCCACGUCCCUUGCUCAGCUGAGAGCUCUCAGCACACCUAAGGCCUGUCCUUGCGUGUUCCAGAGGAGCAUCCAAGAGAUCCAGCACGUUGCUGUGCUCUCCAGGCAGCCGAGAUGGGACGGGAGCCCAGCUGUCCCAAGGGCUGCCCUGCCCCUGCUCCACCUUCCUGCCUUCAGGCUCAAACCAGUAAGAAAGCUCAGGUGAGCGAUACACUAAAAACUUCCAGGCAUGAAGCUGAGGCUGAAGCAUAGCUGGCUCAGAGCCUGGGCUUGGUGGAGCAUGUGUUCUCUGCCCAGAUGUGCCAGGCUGCCCUCUGAGAGUUUAUAACCCUCUUCCAUGGAUUAAUUUCAUGGAUUAUUUCCAGUAACAUGGCUCAGAAGGUACCCUUCCAACUUCCAGUUGCUGCCUUGCAGAGUAUUCACUGGGACCCUGAGGCCAUGGGGACCUUUGUCUGGGGCAGGGGUGUUUUUGGGAUGAGCACAGUGCAGGGGCAAACUUCCCUAUGGAUCUUGUGAAGGGAGGGCAGCCAAUGCACAUAAAUGCACAUAAAAAGACAGCUGCAUUGCCCAAUUUCCUCUAUCUAAAAAUGGUUGAAUUUUCACCCUCCAUCUUAAACAGUCAAAAAGAAAACAGGAACUGCAAGGGCCCUGGCAGGCUUUUUUUUUUCCCUUAAUCGAACUGGAUUUAAAAAAAA